Diabrotica virgifera virgifera (western corn rootworm) is the source of this 3325-nucleotide messenger RNA. RefSeq lists its product as uncharacterized. The transcript is spliced from 2 exons. Bases 802 to 1530 code for a protein of 242 amino acids. NCBI's taxonomy places the organism in Eukaryota, Metazoa, Arthropoda, Insecta, Coleoptera, Chrysomelidae. The record is from RefSeq and is a predicted model, not a curated record.
UUUGCUAUUAAAAAUCAGAAUCAAUACUAUUCAUAAUUAUUUUUUCCCAUUUAAAAUAAAUAAGUUUCUCUAGUUUAUUUGUCUAAUACUUCGUAUCUAUAAGUAACAAUAAUAUAUUUCGCCAAUUUCUUUGUUCGAUAAGCUAUCCGUAUUUGCUAUUAUAAUAUUAAUAUUUGAAACAAAAUCAAUGGGAAAGUCCCCGUAGCUGGCUGUAUACUAUAGUUAAAAAACCAUACAGAAGUAAAACUUCUUUUGUAUAUUGGUAUAAAAAAUUUUUUUAUACCAAUAUACAAAAGAAGUUUUACUUCCGUAUGAUUAAUAUUUGAGUCCAAUCUCUUGCACUCAAAUCCAUCCAAUACCUCGUUAAAUGAUUGUAGAUAACAGAACCUACAUAUAAAUUCAUAGUUUUAAGAAAUAAACGGAACAUUGUAAUUUUCAUUUUCCAGUAUAAUAAAUUAAUCCACGUCAUUCUACGUAAUUUUAUUCUAAAAAGAAGAAUUAGUCCGGAGAAGAAUUAGCAGCAUAGUAUUCCAUAACAAAAAAGUGGUGUCAGAAGUGGGAUCUCAGUAACAGAGUUCCUCUGGUUGCUGAGAGAAAGAAAAGCUGAGGAAAUUUCGAAUUGGCUUAUUUCCUUCGAGGAACCAUUCGGAAGAAACUGUCAGUGUGGAAAAUUCGCCACUACAACAACUGUUUACAUUAGGGUCCAGUACAAAUCCAGUUCCAAAUCCAGUGCCAGCCCAAGUUACUACUACCCUAUUAUAGUAACAAUCUGAAGUAGAGGUGAACCAGGAAUAAGAGACUAUGCGACUAACCAUAAAAUUAAUAUUCUGCAUGCAUGCAAUAAUAUGGUUGACAAAUGCUGAGCAAAUCUACAAGCAAUACACCAACACUCCUAUCAACAAAUCACCUGGAAUUUAUUACGAACGCAUAAAAAAUGUUCAAUUUAUUGAAACUCAUUGGAACAUAUUAAGUCAUAUUCCUUUACAACCUUUUACAGACAAAUUAAAUUUUGUAGAUCUCACCUAUCAAAAAACAUUAAGACUGUGUCAAAACAAACCAGUUCUUACUGAAUUACGAUUAUGUGAUACCUCACUAAAACUUUUGGGACAAAUCAUACCUAGACUCUUCCAAGAUAAACAAACUUUAAAAAAUCUAAUUCUGCAUGAACAUUCUAGACCAAAACGAGCUCUAUUUAAUGCAAUUGGAUCUGUUUUUAGGACUUUAUUCGGUACCUUAGACAGUGAUGAUGCGGAAAAUUUCAAUAAUGCUAUUAACAAAGCUGAAAGUAACGAAAAUCAUCUUCUUGAUUUACUAAAACAACAAAUUCAUGUAGUAAAAGCCACGAUUGCAAAUUUUAAUAACUCUAUUACGAAUCUAGACCGAAACAAAGUAAUUUUUGAUAAAAAUUUCGAAUCAAUAACGAAUUACACAGAUAAAAUUAAUAAUAAAUAUUUUAAUUUAGACUUAAAACAAAAAAUAGAACAGCAUUUUACCUUACUAAAUUUAUUUAUAACAGAAUUACAACAAUAAUAUUCUACUUAAAUAAACAUUGUUCUAUUUGCAAGAAAUAAUAACCUUCAUCCUUCUGUUAUAACACCUGACCAACUAAUUCAAGAAUUAUCUAAAACAGUAACGCAUUUGCCUAGUACAUCGACUUAUCCAUUUCCAUUGACUAUCGAUUAUGCUCAUAAAUAUUUCGAAAUUAUUUUACUUAAACAUAGAUAUUUUGAUAACAAAAUUUUAAUUUCGGUUAGUAUACCUUUGGUUAGUAAUACUCAUUAUUCUCUCUUUAACCUAAUAUCUCUUCCUAUAAUUCAUCCAACAUUAAAGAAACUUACCUUUAUUCUCCCAUCUGUCAAAUAUCUUGUUCUUUCAGAAAAUAGAAACAGUUAUGUUACUAUUGAUAUAUUAGAAGACUGUUAUUCGUUAGAUGAGGAAAAACUUUUUGCAAAAAUCCUGAUACUUUCCGAUUUACACACGUUAACCCAAUUUGUGAAACCGAAUUGUUAACUUCAAUAACAAACAUACCGUCUAGUUGCGAUACUCGCAUAAUUCAAACGGAAUACGAAAUUUGGCAUAAAUUAAGUAAACCAAAUUCUUGGAUAUACAUUUUACCUAAACCAACAGAUUUGACUUUAAGCUGUCAGACUAGUACGCCAAUAUCUAUUGUUCUUUCAAACACAGGUAUUUUUUCUACCUCGAAUAAUUGCAAAAGGCAAAACCUACACUGGAUCAACUAUCUUGAUAUCGGUCUCAAAUCCAAAAGAAAGUAAUUUUCAGUCUAUCAUUCCAGAUUUAUCCCUUCCAGAAGUCUGUUGUAAUGAUAUUAAGAUAAAUAAUGAAUCCAAAUUACACCUUGUUCUCUUACAAUUAAAUAAUCUCGACCGAGAUGCAUUAAAUUUAGCAAGCCAUAAACUAGAUAAUUUAGAGAAAAUGACAUCGGAAACAAAUAUUAAUUUUUCAGACACAAUAAAAAAUAGUUCUUAUUUCACUUAUGUAAUCUUAAUUUUGAUAAAAUGUCUGUUACUUUAUAUCUUAUACAGGAUAAUUAAACAUUUCUACCGACGACUUGUCGAAAUUCGUCACGUAGUUGUCAACAAGUCACAAAUUGUUUAACACUAAAUAUAUUGUCAAAGUAAACGAAAACAUGUAAAUGAGGCAGAUUUAAGUAUAGAGUGUAAACAUCAUAAAGACAAUUACAGUGAAUCCAAAAAGUGCGAAGAGACUAGUUUCACAGAAACUACACCGAUAAGACGAAGUGAAAGAUUAUCAAAACUAAAAGAAAAUAUUUUAAUGUGUCAAAACAAAAUAAUAAUGUACACAAAUGUUUUUACCAUUUGAAUGAAAAUUCAUUUAACAAUUAUUUUCAUUCUUACAAAAGGAGGUGUAAUGUACCUACCUACUCAUAUGUACGAUAUUAAUAUACCUAUGUAUUUUUAUAUAGUUUUUUAGUCACCCGGUAUAUGUUAUUUACAAUUAUGAAAAGUUUCUCAUGUUUAAAUCACUAAUAUUUGCUAUUAAAAAUCAGAAUCAAUACUAUUCAUAAUUAUUUUUUCCCAUUUAAAAUAAAUAAGUUUCUCUAGUUUAUUUGUCUAAUACUUCGUAUCUAUAAGUAACAAUAAUAUAUUUCGCCAAUUUCUUUGUUCGAUAAGCUAUCCGUGUUUGCUAUUAUAAUAUUAAUAUUUGAGUCCAAUCUCUUGCACUCAAAUCCAUCCAAUACCUAGUUAAAUGAUUGUAGAUAACAGAACCUAUAAAUUCAUAGUUUUAAGAAAUAAACGGAACAUUGUAAUUUUCAUUUUCCAUUAUAAUAAAUUAAUCCACGUCA